This is a messenger RNA of Rhizophagus irregularis DAOM 181602=DAOM 197198, 321 nucleotides long. RefSeq lists its product as uncharacterized. The record is from RefSeq and is a predicted model, not a curated record. Gene Ontology annotation, molecular function: nucleic acid binding. Lineage: Eukaryota; Fungi; Glomeromycota; Glomeromycetes; Glomerales; Glomeraceae.
UUAAAAUAUUGUGAUUUAAACUGCUCAAAUAUAAUUUUUCAACAGAAUAAUGAUCUAAAGCACACAGCAAAACGUACUUUGGAGUGGUUUGAGGUAAAUAAUAUUCAGUUACUCAGUUGGCCAUCUGAACACCUUUGGAAUGAUGUAGACCGUCGUCUCAGACAGUUAAAUGUGGAAAUUAGGGGUAACGAUGCGCUAUGGGAACAUAUUUCAAAAAUAUGGAAUGAAACAUCAUUAGAGGCAUGUACAAAGUUAAUAAAUACAAUGCCAGAGAGAAUUAAUGAUGUUUUAAAAGCUGGAAGAGGGUAUACAAGGUGGUAG